Molecule: messenger RNA, 2892 nt
Organism: Callorhinchus milii (elephant shark)
Lineage: Eukaryota; Metazoa; Chordata; Chondrichthyes; Chimaeriformes; Callorhinchidae
Product: Fanconi anemia group A protein-like
Exons: 21
Coding region: 1-2328 (775 amino acids)
Biological process (GO): interstrand cross-link repair
Cellular component (GO): Fanconi anaemia nuclear complex
Source: RefSeq, a predicted model, not a curated record
AUGAUAGAGGACGGCGAUGAGUGCGCUGGAGCAGAUCAACCUCUCCGACUAAAUGCUGCAGCAACAAACGCGGAGCCUCUGGAGUUCGCGGUCAGGGAUCUCCUCCUGAAGAGCUUUUGUCAAACGCUUCUUACAGCAUCGCACUUCAACCCGCCGCACAGGCAGGGAGAAUGGGCAUCUCUGUUUGUGAGAACGCUGUGCGGCCACAGGAGAGUUCUACGCGCAGUUCUUACCCGAGUCCUGCACCUGAUCAGCCACCAGGGUCCUUCUCUAAGUGACAGCCACAUAUUGGGACUGGCUGCUUUCGCAGUCCACGUGCACAUCUCGCAAAGCUUCCUGCCACUGGUGGAUUCGAUGGACCAGGAAGAAAAAUCAGGUGUCAAAGCGGGGGUUUUCUUCAGCAAACACCUGACCCAGUUUCUCAGCUGCACAACUGGACAAUCUUUGACAUUCUGUAUGAGGUUUUGUACAGCAGCUGUUGCUUACGGACUCUGCCUCUCGUCACCAUCUACUGUUGACAUUGUGAAGCAGGCUGUUCCUUCUGGGUUUGUUCAAAAGUUUCUGUAUGUGCUUCCGCGACUAAUUCCGGCGUCUCGAGCAGAACAGGGAGAAGUGACGGAAUCUAUGUGGCCUAACCUGACUUCUCCUGAUUUAAAUUGGACUUCCGCUGCCCUUUCAGCGUUUAAACACAGUCAAUUCAAGGAGCUAACAAGAGUGAAGGACUUUCAGUUAACGUUCCGUGAUUGGUUGAUGGCUGAGUUGGAUAUGCAACCACAUGAGGAUGUACUGUCUGACAUAGACAGACAAGACUAUCAACACUGGGUCUGUUACCAACAUUACCUCCCGUCUCCAUGUUCAGCAGGAGGAUGUGGUGGGGAUUUGGAGACAAUGUGUAGGACCAUCAUCAAUACCUUAAUGGAUUUCAGUAAAAGAGUUAAGCUGCAAUGCUGUCACCAGUCCGAUCGCUCACGCCCUGCCUCACUCCGGACUUCAUGCUAUGUGGACAUUCUUUGCCGCCUACAGGAGAUGGUGUUUGAGCUGGAGCAAGUUCGAGCGAGGAAAGUGAAUAAAAGUGCCAGGCGGGAGAGCGGCCACUUUCUGCUGGAUAUUUUUGGGGAGCGAGCAGCGAGUCUGGGGAACACGGAGUUGAGAAAGCAGUUAGAACACGAGCUGGAAUUACAGAUAUUCGUAAGGAUUCUCGUAGCACUUCCUCCCAGUGCGCUGUUUCGGACUCGGGAGGAGAGACUGACGGUCACUGUGGAAUGUGAGGAGUUCUUUCACUUCACAAAUAAAGAGCUGAGGAAUGGCUACUGUAAAGACGGUGUGAUCCUUUAUGACAGUACCGCACACUUCUUCAGAGGUUUGCUUAGUGCUUGUGCUGACUGUGAAGAAGCAGAUCAUGUCCUUGCUGCUUUCCUGAAUGAGUGCAGAGCACGCUGCCCCCUGCUCCUGUUGUCUGCAGCGUGGUGGUGGCCAAGACUAGAGCCGGUCCUCGUUACACAGUGGAAGAGGUUCAGUGAGGCUUCACUUCCCAGAGAACUGCAGAGGUUGGCAGAGGAUCAUUGCUGGGCCAACAGAUUACUCUCAGGUACAGUUGACGAUCCCCCAUCUGAUGCUCCCUGGAUACUGGGUGCCUUUUUAUAUUUCACAUUCCGAAGGGAGAAUAGACUCUGGGGCCUCGAGACUGUGAUGAGAAAGAUAUGUGCAGAAAACGAACAGCUCCAGGUUUCCGUGUUGUUUCUCAGUCUGAUGGAUCUCAUCUCAUCCACCCUGCUGCCAAAGGAAUCCUUAGAUUUAACUGUUGCAGUAAAAACGUGUGCUGAUGUGGUGAGAGCCUUAGAGGAGCAGGACAAACCCUGGCUUCAUGUAUUCCUGGUGACAGACAAAGAUUGUGGGCCUCAUCAGAUCCUACACAGCAUGAUCUCGGACGUGCAGAUUCGAUUACUUCCGCUUGCAUUCUACAGGUUGGUUCUUGAUCUGGGCUCCACGUUGCUUUCCUCGGUUAUCAAGCGCCCAGGGUUCCUGUUGAUCGCUGUCACGAUGUACGCAGCAAUGGGCCAGCUCUAUCUUGAUGGAGAAGGUGUCGUCCCAGCCUUUGAUUACUGUGCAGUACAAACCCCUGAGCAGCCUGACCUUCUGGGAUUAAUAACUCACGGACGACACUUCCUCCUUCGUACAAUUCCAUGCUGUCCUAGACAGACAAACUCAGAACGCAAACAACUACAGGAAGUUUGUAAGGACAUUGACCCGGAGGUGAAAGCCAAACUUGACCACAAUCUGCAGGUCGGCAAAAGUGAUGAACAGUACUCGGAGCCUGAUUUGCUAUAAAAAAAAUAGAAUUGGGUCAAGUUUAACAGAUUAUGAAUUUUUUUUGGAACUAUUUUUGGUGUUGGUAGAACCUGGAUAGUGCCGCCUGUAUCACUUGCUGUAACACUAACAUAUUAAAAUCCAGUACCUCAGGUUCUUACACACUCGCGAGGCGCUCUCAAAACAUAUCUUUUUAAUGACAAAAGGAAUCCAGCCCAGGAACUUUUGUCCCUCACUUUAACUAAGCACACAAGCAAGCACUGCAGCAUUUUCUUAAAGGAACUUUAUUAAAAUAGUGAUCUCAUUUUGAAAAGUGCCAUAAAUUUGCAGUUCAAAAUACUUAGCGUGCAACAAGAUUGAUUUCAGCAUCAACACAUAAUUCAAUUAAAGGUGCUUAACUGCUUUGCCAAUACGCAGUGUUUCAAAACCAGCCAUCUUAUCCCUACAAAACUUAAAGCUACAACCAACUUCAAUGACCACAGUCUGCUGAAUAACUUGGACUUGAAGGACAAGGUACCAAUAGUAAAAGUUGUGGUGCACAUUCUGCAGAACUGUCAUUAAGUGAGUUUAAAAAAAAUAUAUCCA